Messenger RNA from Silurus meridionalis, 2834 nucleotides. RefSeq names its product anaphase promoting complex subunit 4 (gene anapc4). Gene Ontology annotation, biological process: positive regulation of mitotic metaphase/anaphase transition; protein K11-linked ubiquitination; anaphase-promoting complex-dependent catabolic process. Gene Ontology annotation, molecular function: protein binding. The transcript is spliced from 28 exons. NCBI's taxonomy places the organism in Eukaryota, Metazoa, Chordata, Actinopteri, Siluriformes, Siluridae. The coding region runs from base 267 to 2684 and encodes 805 amino acids. Gene Ontology annotation, cellular component: nuclear periphery; anaphase-promoting complex. The record is from RefSeq and is a predicted model, not a curated record.
UUGGUCGGUGUUAGCUGUGCGCCCCGUUUUCCCGGAAGUCUCCGGUUGAAAAGCGUCCUCGUUUCAAACAGAGGAAACAAAUCUAACAGUAACAGUUCAGAUGGAGUUUAUCAGUCUAUCACGUGUCCGUGUUGGUGGUCUGUGAGUGUUAGGGGACAUUAUAGGCUCCUUUAACUGCUGAAGACGACUAAUGCAGCUAGCAAGGAGCUACAUAUAGCUUUAUAAAGGACCUUCUUAAAGUUUGGGUCUGUGUACAGUCUUUCAGCAUGCGAGCUUUCAGGCAGGUGGGAGAGAAGCAGCUCCCCAACCCUGUCCUCUACAUGGCCUGGUCUCCAAAGAGGGAUCUCAUAGCCCUGGCUAACACAACCGGAGAGCUUUUGCUCCACCGUCUUGCUAAUUUCCAGCGUGUUUGGAGUUUAGCGCCAAAUGAAAACACCGGAAAAGAGAUCACUUCCUUGGCUUGGAGGCCUGAUGGCAAAAUCUUGGCGUUCAGUGUGGGCGACACCAAGCAGGUCGUCCUGUGUGAUGCUGAGAAGGCUGAGAUCCUCCACCUGUUUCCUGUGGAUGGCCCAGUGUCCUGUAUGCACUGGAUGGAAGUGCAGAGUGACAGCAACUCGCCGUCAUCAUCCUCGGCUAACGAGUCAGAGGACGAGUCCAACCGUUUCCUGCCCAAGCUACCAACGUUACCCAAGAGCUACAGCACGUCAUCGAAGAUUUUCAGUGAAGAGAAGUCUGAUGAAGUCACUAACCUGCUGGGGGACGUCAGGUUCAACAUCCUAGUCGUAAGCGGGCCGUCCGGUUUUGUGGAACUUUAUGCGUAUGGACUGUAUAAGAUCGCCACGCUAAAAGGGAUCACCGGUACGUGCCGCAGCCUCUGUCUGUCCAGUGACCUCAAAUCUCUCUCAGUCAUAACGGAAAUUAAAUCCUCGAUCAGGAAGUCUGAGAUCCAAUACAUCCAGAUGGACACUGGCCUGCUGUCCUCAUGUCUCCCAGAGCUGACGAGGAUGGCCCGCAAAUUCACACACAUCUCCACCCUAAUACAGUACCUGCGUCUGUCUCUCACCUGUAUGUGUGAAGCCUGGGAAGACAUCCUCAUGCAAAUGGAUCUCCGCCUGACCAAAUUUGUCCAGGAAAAGAAUACGAGUACUCAGGUUCAAGAUGAGUUCUUGGAGCUGUUGCUAUGGGGACAUGCCAGCCCUGAACUGCAAGCUCUUCUCAUGAAUCAGCUGACUGUCAAAGGCUUGAAGAUGUUGGGCCAGUCCAUCGAGUCGUCAUACUCAAGCAUCCAGAAACUGGUUAUCAGUCACUUACAGAGUGGUUCAGAGGCUUUGCUGUACCAUCUGAGCGAAGUGAAAGGCAUGGCUUUGUGGAAGCAAAAGUUUCAACCUCUUGGUCUGGACCCGGCAGCUAUUGAACACGCCAUCACAGCAGUGGGCUCCUUCACACUAAAGGCUAGUGAACUAUUACAAGUGAUUGAUAAAAGUAUGAAGAAUUUUAAGGCGUUUUUCCGAUGGCUUUACGUCGCGAUGCUGCGCAUGUCCGAAGAUCACGUCCCAGCAGAACUAAAUAAGAUGACCCAGAAGGACCUGGCAUUCGUUGCCGAUUUCCUUUCGGAGCAUUUCAGUGCCAAUGAGGAGCUGUUUGAUCGCAAAGGAAAAUACUUCAACGUGGAGCGAGUGGGGCAGUAUCUGAAAGAUGAAGAUGAAGAUUUAGUGUCUCCCCCAAAUAUGGAAGGCAAUCACUGGGUGACGUUUGUUCAAAAGACCAAAAAGCUAAAAGAAAGUCCUCUGCUGUUCCCCACCUACCCUCAAAAGUCUCUGCACUUUGUGAAAAGGUUGAUGGAGGGCUCCAUUGACCUCUGUCUGCAAAAACCAGCUGAGGUAAUCGGGAGCUCAGUGAAGCAGGCUGCGUGUCUGCGGCUGUACUCGGUGCCUGAGAGUUCUGAGAACACCUCGCGGCUGUUUGAGCUUCCGUCACUAUGGAAUGAUAAAAAUGCUGGGAUGCUCUAUGUAAUCUUCUGUAUGCCAGAGAUAUCCACUUCUAAAAUCUGUAUACUGAGAAGAGCAACAGACCCAAACAGAUCGGUCCAAAAUGGUUUGGUGGCUAUAGAUCUAAAUACUACUCUCCACACUGGGGUUGAUGAUGAAGUAGCAGGAACUGAACACUCUGAUUGCUCCUAUACAUGCCUUGAUGCCCGUCUCUACGAUGAUGAGACUUUAACUGUGGUGUUGCAAGCCCAGGAAGAGAACGAGCACAAGCGCCGUCUUCUGGCCCAGCUCCCUCUCGGCCCUGCCCUCAGCUGUGAGACGGAGUUUAGUUGGGAUCCUGCUUUUAGGUUGGACCAGCAAAGCGAUGAUCUCCCCGUACGAGGCCUGACAUGGGGAACCAUGAGACGAGAUCUGGAGAACAUGAAAGCUCAGUUUGUGGCUGUAAAUGGCAUUCGCAAAGUGUCCUGUGUGCUGAGCUCGAACCUGCGCCACGUCCGUGUAUUUGAGAUGGAUGUGGAGGAUGAAGAGGACGAAGAGCGGGCAGACGAGUCACAAGAUAUCAGCUGUGACCAGGAUGGACUGGUGGAAACCUUGACUAAUCAGGGAGAAGAUGGAGAUGGAGAAGUGGCAGCAUGUGAGGAGAUGAAGGACGGGUCAGGAAACCUCUUGGAACAAACUUCAGGGUCAGAUACAUGAUGAGCUGAGGUCAUUAUACCGCUAACAAACCAAUUUGUGACUCUAUAAUGAUUUUUCAAGGUGAAAUCAAAUGUUUCAUGUAUAUUUGUAAUCCGUGUACUCACUGUAAUGCUGCAUUCACUUCUCAGAAUAAACUGUUUUUUGAACAUA